Molecule: messenger RNA, 2055 nt
Organism: Rana temporaria (common frog)
Lineage: Eukaryota; Metazoa; Chordata; Amphibia; Anura; Ranidae
Exons: 6
Coding region: 1-1602 (533 amino acids)
Source: RefSeq, a predicted model, not a curated record
AUGUGUCCCCUCCGUGUCCUCCUCCUGUGGCCCCUCCGUGUCCUUGUCCUGUGGGCUCUUCUCUGUCCAGGCACAGGAAAUAUCCCAAGUAUUCAGGAAUUUAUAACCACCCAGCCGGGAUCUGAUCUUCUCCUCCCAAUCAGACUCCAUCUCACCCUCAACCAUACAGAUACAAGGAGAUGUGACUGGAUUAUCUGGUAUAUGAAAUCCUAUGGACAAUCGGAUGAAAUAGCUGAACACAGGAAUUGUGACCUGUCAGAGAACAAAGAUUUCCCCAAUACAAGGAUAUCAGAGAAUGGAAGUCUGAUCAUCUCCAAUGUGACUCUGGAGAAUAGUGGGAUCAUGUACAGCGUGGAUAUAUACAACUCUACAGGAAAACUUAUACAGACAGAUGAUUACAUCGUCAAUGUAGAAAGAAAUGGUAUUCAGGAAUUUGUAACCACCCGGCCGGGAUCUGAUCUUCUCCUCCCAAUCAGACUCCAUCUCACCCUCAACCAUACAGAUACAAGGAGAUGUGACCGGAUUAUCUGGUAUAUGAAAUCCUAUGGACAAUCGGAUGAAAUAGCUGAACACAGGAAUUGUGACCUGUCAGAGAACAAAGAUUUCCCCAAUACAAGGAUAUCAGAGAAUGGAAGUCUCAUCAUCUCCAAUGUGAUUCUGGAGAAUAGUGGGAUCAUGUACAGCGUGGAUAUAUACAACUCUACAGGAAAACUUAUACAGACAGAUGAUUACAUCGUCAAUGUAGAAGGAAAAGGUGUUCAGGAGGAAAUAUUCACCCGGCCGGGAUCUGAUCUUCUCUUCCCCAUCAGACUCAAUCUCACCCUCAGCCAUCCAGAUAGAGAGAGAUGUGACUGGUUUUCCUGGUACUAUGAGCAUUCUCCUGAAUUGGGGGAAGAAAUAGCUAUACAUGUGGUAUGUGAUCUGUCCGAGAGCAAACUUUUCCCCAAUACAAGGAUAUCAGAGAAUGGAAGUCUCAUCAUAUCCAAUGUGACUCUGGAGAAUGACGGGAUAUACAGGGUGGCUACAUACAGAAGAGGAAGCCUUAUACAGACAGAUUAUUACACCGUCCAUGUAGAAGGAGGAGGUGUUCAGGAGGAAAUAUUCACCCGGCCGGGAUCUGAUCUUCUCCUCCCCAUGAGACUCCCUCUCACCCUCAACCAUCCAGAUACAAGGAGGUGUGACGAGUUUACCUGGUACUAUAAGGAAUCUUUAAAAAAAUGGAAAAGAAUAGCUGACCGCUGGGAUUGUGAGCUGUAUGAGAGCAGACAUUUCCCCAAUACAAGGAUAUCAGUGAAUGGAAGUCUCAUCAUAUCCCAUGUGACUCUGGAAAAUGACGGGAGAUACGGUGUGGAAAUAUACAACUCUACAGGACACCGUAUACUGACAGAUCUCUACACCGUCCAUGUAGAAGGAGAAAGUCGGUCUGAGAAGUCUUCAGGUUGGGGUCACUUCCUGUCAUCCGGGGCGGUCUUUGUCCUCUACACCGGGCUCCUCAUCUUUAUGGUCAAUGACCUGAGGAAGAAUCAGAGUGAGAGGAGGACGAGGAGAAGAGAUCAGGUGGAGAUGGAAAUGGAACCAACUUACUAUGAUGACUGCGAAUGAAACCUCUUGUGUGCCGGAUCUGUAGAUCUGCAAGGCUUUGCCCUCAUCUUGUGAGAGACAUUUAUCUGACAUUUUAUAUAUAUAGUUGUUCGCUGCUUCACCUUCUCCCGCCACAUAUUGAUCAUUUCUCUUUAUAAAUCUCAUUAAUAACUGUAUGACUAGAAGACCCGCCAGGAACUUAUGGAACUAAUGGACCUUUUACCUUCUUUGGAUAUUAGAGAAAGCCACAACAUAGUAUCUAUCUAUGCUAAUGUUCCUGGAAAGAAAUGGUUAACUGCUUAGCUCCUGAGCUGAAAAUCUGCCUCCUAUUGGUCAUUUAAUGUAUAAUGUAUUCUGUGUCCUCCCAGUCUGGGAUGGGAUCUCAUUACCUAUACUGAUUUACUUGACUUAUAAAGCUCUGCAUUCAAUGUGAAGAUCAGAACUAUUUCUUCUUUUUAUUAUUUUCACACACGU